CAUACAGUUGUUACGAUAGCUUUACUUUCAUAUUCCCCGUUAUACGCACAAAAUACGAAUGUAUUUAUUCUUUUUUAAUAAUAAUCGACCCCCCACCCCCUCUUUCCCUCUAUAUAACCACUACUCUCAUUUCAUAGUUCUAACCAAAAAAGGCAAGCUUCCCUUACGCAAUCACAUACACUUCCUUUUUCUCUAUAUCCACUUAUCUUCCCUUUCUUUUGUUAUUGUGUUUUUUUUUUUUCUUUUCCUCCAUGGGAACACAGAUAGAUAGCUUAUGGGUUAUAGCUCUUUUUUCCAAAUGCAGAGCUAUAUCUUCACAAAACACUGCUUUUCUUCUUUUCUUCCUUUGCAUGGCUUCGUUAGCCAUGGCUUUAUGUUACUGGGCUCACCCUGGAGGCCAUGCUUGGGGUAAGUACUUCUUCAAGAGGGGAUGUAAAUCCAAGUCAAUACCUGGUCCUCGAGGGAUUCCAAUUCUUGGCAGCAUGAGUCUCAUGACUAACUUAGCCCAUCACAAGAUUGCAGCUAUGGCUAACCUGUUUAAAGCAAAAAGACUUAUGGCUUUUAGCCUUGGAGAGACUAGGGUCAUUGUGACAUGCAAUCCUGAUGUAGCUAAAGAAAUUUUAAACAGUUCUGUCUUUGCAGAUCGUCCUGUUAAAGAAUCUGCGUAUGGACUCAUGUUUAAUAGAGCAAUUGGAUUCGCUCCUUAUGGUGUUUAUUGGCGAACCCUAAGGAGAAUUGCUGCUACACAUCUUUUUUGUCCAAAACAAAUCAGUUCUACAGAAGCACAGAGGUCAGAUAUUGGUUCUCAAAUGGUGUCGCGCAUUGCAUGUCACAAAGGAGAGUUACGAGUCCGCGAUAUACUAAAAAGAGCUUCACUUAACAACAUGAUGUGCUCAGUGUUUGGGCGUAGAUACGAACUGAGUUCAUCGAAUAACGAAACGGAAGAACUGAGAGGACUUGUUGAGGAAGGUUAUGAGCUACUAGGGAAACUUAACUGGUCCGAUCAUCUUCCUUGGAUAGCAAAUUUAGACCUUCAAAAGAUCCGGUUCAGGUGCUGUAAUCUAGUUCCUAAAGUGAACCAUUUUGUCAACCGGAUUAUUCAAGAACACAGAACUCAGUUGAAGGGCCAAAGAAAUGAUUUCGUUGACGUUUUACUUUCCCUUCAAGGGCCUGACAAGCUAUCAGAUCAGGAUAUGGUUGCUGUUCUUUGGGAGAUGAUUUUUAGAGGAACUGAUACUGUAGCAGUUUUGAUAGAGUGGAUACUGGCAAGAAUGGUACUCCAUCCCGAUAUCCAAUCAAAAGUGCAUCGCGAACUUGACAAAGUCGUGGGAAGAUCACGGCCUUUGAUGGAGUCAGAUAUUCAAUCAAUGGUUUACCUGCAAGCAGUUGUGAAAGAAGUUCUUAGACUACACCCACCUGGCCCACUUUUAUCAUGGGCCCGGUUGGCCAUCACAGAUACUACUGUGGAUGGAUAUGAGGUCCCUGAAGGGACCACAGCAAUGGUUAACAUGUGGGCCAUAACAAGGGACCCGCAAGUUUGGGCGGACCCACUCAGGUUCUGGCCUGAAAGAUUUGUUUGCAACAAUGAAAAUGCUGGUGGAGUUGACAUGGAGUUUUCAGUGUUGGGGUCUGACCUAAGGCUGGCUCCAUUCGGAUCGGGCAGAAGGACUUGCCCCGGAAAGGCACUAGGUUUGGCAACGGUUAGCUUCUGGGUAGGGACCCUGUUGCACGAGUUUGAGUGGGUGCAAUCAGAUGGUGACCCGGUGGAUCUAUCUGAAAAGCUAAGGCUUUCUUGUGAAAUGGCAAAUCCGCUUAGUGUGAAAGUGUAUCCUAGGAGGGGAUGCUAAGUUGAGUCUUAGACUUAUAUAGAUACCGUAAGCACAAUCUGUAAAUAUUUCCUUUUUACCUUUCUCUACGUAUUUUGCCUUGUAUUAAGUAUGUCUUUUGGGAUUCUGCCUUGGUAUCAUAUGUGUGUAUAUAUUGAUAUAUAAAGAGAGAUUGUCUUUUAUUA
Ricinus communis (castor bean) is the source of this 2011-nucleotide messenger RNA. RefSeq names its product cytochrome P450 78A9. The coding region runs from base 252 to 1847 and encodes 531 amino acids. Gene Ontology annotation, molecular function: monooxygenase activity; oxidoreductase activity, acting on paired donors, with incorporation or reduction of molecular oxygen; iron ion binding. Lineage: Eukaryota; Viridiplantae; Streptophyta; Magnoliopsida; Malpighiales; Euphorbiaceae. The record is from RefSeq and is a predicted model, not a curated record. The transcript is spliced from 2 exons.